AUGGGGUGGAAGGCCCUUCAGCUGGCCACGGCUAUUGUCGUGUUUCAGGCCCUCCUUGUGCAGGUCCACUGCGCCAGGACCAAGCUCCGAAAACAACGGUCCAGGCCGGUGCAGGCUCAACAACCUGCGAAUGGGAAUUACGACUACGACUACUACGGGAAUUACGACGACUACGAGGACAGAAACGAAACAGCACCGAUAAAUACUUCAUUACCUGUCACUGCACCUGAUACUGGUAGUGUGGUCAGAGGCGAAUCACCAGCAGAAGGACAGCAACCAUUUCAUAGACCAGCACUGCCUACAGAUCUACCAGUACCAACAACGGUUCGAUUUUUUCAUCAAGGUAUUCUGCCUGAUGAAAUAGCCGCUACUUCUGCUUCAACAGAUCACUCAUCGCCAACAGAAAUUGUACCCGGUGAAAGCAAUGUAAUAAACGCGGUUGCCGUACCGGGACCUAGGGGCGACCCAGGUCGACAAGGCGAUGCUGGCCGGCCAGGCGAUGUUGGAUUUCCUGGACAACCUGGAUCACCUGGUGUUCCAGGACCCCCAGGACCACCAGGAUCCGUGCCUGAUGUAUCGAUGUACUAUCAGCAAUUGGCUUUAUCCCAAGCAAAUGAAGAUAAAGGUCCAACCGGAGCAGCAGCACCACUGUAUGGUCCAGAAGCUUUCUUACAAGCUCAAGUAGGUCCUGUUGGUCCACGUGGUCCAGCAGGUCCGCCUGGUCCACCUGGUCCACAAGGCUUUCAAGGAGUACGAGGAGAACCUGGCGAACCUGGAUCUGUGGGUCCUACAGGUGCAACAGGUCCUCGAGGACUACCCGGUGUCUCGGGAAAAGAUGGUAACACUGGUGAAGACGGAGAAACUGGUCCCCCAGGAUCACCAGGCCCAGUUGGUUCAAUGCCUGGGUUCCCUGGUAUAAAAGGACACCGUGGUUUCCCAGGAUUGGACGGAGCAAAAGGAGAACAGGGUGUAUCGGGAGAAAAAGGAUCGAUAGGUGCACCUGGUCCAAUGGGAGCAUUGGGUCCUAUGGGUCCUGCGGGUCCACGUGGUGAACGAGGCAGAGAAGGUCCAUCAGGAUCGCCAGGAAUCAGAGGAGUAGAUGGAAUUCCUGGACCCCCUGGACAACCUGGUGCAUUAGGUAAAUCAGGACCGCCCGGUUAUCCCGGUAACCCUGGUGUAAAAGGAGACCAGGGAGCUCAAGGACCGAAAGGCAGUCAAGGCUUACAGGGACCACGAGGAGAAACUGGUCGUCCAGGACAGCCCGGGGAAUCAGGACCACAGGGUCCCCAAGGAAAAGAUGGAAUACCUGGGGAGAAAGGAAGUAUAGGUCCGCAGGGUUUAGUCGGUGCAACUGGAUUUCCUGGAGCUCGCGGACACCCCGGAAUACUUGGCAAUCCUGGUAUUCCUGGAACGAAAGGAAUGCCUGGACCUACAGGCGAAAGAGGAUUUAAAGGCGAUUCCGGUUCUAAAGGUGAUACAGGUACACCGGGACCACGUGGUUUGCCUGGUCCACCUGGAAAUGAAGGGAAGAGAGGAAAAAGGGGAAUGCGUGGUCCAAUUGGCGCAGUAGGACCCGCCGGAGAACGUGGAAGUCCAGGUGCACCAGGUCUUCCUGGACCAGAUGGAUCUAUGGGACCUAAAGGUCAGCCUGGAGAUCGUGGGCUAAUUGGUGCCACUGGACCAAAAGGCGCUACAGGAGAUCCUGGUCGUAUGGGGCCAGCCGGAUUACAGGGUGCUCGGGGAUUAAUCGGUCGUCCUGGUGCUCCUGGAAAACCAGGUAACCCAGGAGAUCGAGGAAUCCAAGGUGCUGACGGAAAGCCUGGUGAACAAGGCCCAUCUGGUUUACAAGGCUUGCCUGGCCCGAUAGGUUUCCCAGGAGAAAAAGGAUAUCCGGGUGAAGCAGGCAGGGCCGGAGAACCAGGAAAUCCGGGACAACCUGGUCCUAGAGGUGAUACAGGAAAAGAGGGAGCACCGGGUCCACAAGGCUCACCUGGCCCGUCAGGAGCAGAUGGUGAACGAGGUCCGCCAGGCGCUCCUGGUUCUAGAGGUUUCCAGGGUUUUCCAGGUACAAUUGGUAACCCAGGUACGGCAGGUAAAGAUGGAGAACCUGGUGUACAAGGGCCGCCAGGGCCACCAGGUACACAUGGUAAUAGAGGUGAGCGCGGAUUCCCCGGUGAAAGAGGACAAGCAGGAGUGCCAGGACCUGUGGGACCGAAGGGAGAACGAGGAGCACAAGGGACUGAUGGCCCUCCUGGAUUGCCUGGAUCAAAAGGAGAUAGAGGAAGUACUGGUCCAUCUGGAUUAUUAGGUUUGCCGGGAUUACGAGGUGCUCCGGGAGAAUCCGGUCCGAAAGGAGAGAGGGGAUCCAGUGGUCCAUCUGGUCCGGAAGGACCGCCUGGACGUCUUGGAGAACGUGGGCCUCAAGGCCUAGUUGGUCCACCUGGUCCACCAGGUGAACCGGCUGAACGAGGAGAUCCUGGUUCGCCUGGUUCUCCAGGAGAAGCUGGAGCUCCUGGUAAUCCAGGUGAAAGAGGACCACAAGGUUUGCAAGGAUCGCAAGGUUUCCCAGGACCGCAAGGACUUGUUGGUCUACCAGGAUUAAAGGGCGAUCGGGGUUAUCCAGGUGCAAAAGGAGAUCAAGGAAAUUCUGGCUCUCCAGGCAGUCCUGGUGAAACUGGACCACAAGGUUUAAUUGGAUUGACGGGAGCUAAGGGUGUAAGAGGUGAACCAGGUCCCAGAGGAGAAACCGGUAUCAUGGGACCACCUGGAAUACCCGGAGCAAUUGGAGUAGCAGGUCCGCAAGGUACCGUAGGACAAGCGGGUCCUCCUGGGCUACCCGGUAUUAAAGGUGCUGCUGGAGAAACAGGACGACCUGGGAAUUCUGGUGCAGCUGGAAACCCAGGUUUACCUGGUGCUGACGGAAGCAAAGGCGAAAGUGGAUCUGAAGGACCACCAGGUUCACCAGGUCCUCAAGGCCCCCAAGGUAAUUCUGGUGAAAGAGGUUUACCAGGUUUACCAGGACCUUCUGGACCAGUUGGUGCCAGAGGAUUGCGAGGCGCGCCUGGUGAGUCUGGAAUACCUGGAAAGCCGGGGCCAGAAGGUCCACCAGGGCCUCUUGGUUUAGUUGGACCAAUGGGACUAGCUGGAUCACCAGGUGAAGUUGGAGUAGAAGGACCAGCUGGUAAACCUGGACCUCCUGGAAUAUCUGGUCGCACUGGGGAUAAAGGACCACCUGGAGCUGUGGGACAACCAGGAUUACCAGGUCCAUCGGGUUUGCCGGGGCCACCCGGUCAAGCAGGUCUACCAGGGUCAGUUGGAGAAAAAGGUCCAAAAGGAGAAACAGGUCCUCAGGGUGUAGAAGGACAACAAGGACCCAGAGGAAAAUCUGGACCUAUAGGGCUAGAAGGUCCAAAAGGUGAUCGUGGUGAAGAGGGCCAGAAAGGCGUCAAAGGACAUAGAGGAUUUACUGGUUUACAGGGUUUACCUGGACCAAUAGGUUCACCCGGAGAGAAAGGUAUGACUGGAAAUCCUGGUCUACCUGGUAAAGAUGGAGAAUCUGGGCCCAGAGGUAGUCCUGGUAGAGAUGGUAAUCCUGGCCCAAUUGGAUUAACUGGUAAUCCUGGACCAAAGGGUCCUUCUGGUGAUGAAGGUCGUCAUGGACUACCAGGUCCACCUGGUCCUCCAGGACCUGCAGGUCCACCUGGUGAACUUGGAUUAGGAUACGAUGCUGCUUCCUUAGCUGCACUGUUAGGACAAGGUCAAACUAAAGGUCCAGAUCCAUUAAUCGGGGAUGAACCACCUAGAAUAUUUAGUCAAGAAUUCACAGAGGAAGAAAGACGAGAACUUAUAUUGAAAGCAUACAAACAGUUAAACGCAUCCUUCCAAAAACUUAUGAAACCAGAUGGUGAAAAAAAUGCACCUGCUAAAACAUGUAGAGACCUUUACGUAGCUUAUCCAAAUAAACCUUCUGGAGAAUAUUGGAUAGAUCCGAAUGAAGGUGAUGCUAGAGAUGCAAUUUUGGUGUAUUGUGAUGCUAAAAAACGUGCAACAUGUCUGUUACCAAAUCCAGUGCGUUCACCAGAAAUCAAUUACAUCACUGAUCAACAAGAAAUUUGGUUAAGUGAAAUCGAAAAUGGAAUGAAGAUUACUUAUAAAACAGAUAGUAAUCAAAUUAGCUUUUUACAAUUACUGUCGAAGUAUGCUUCUCAAAAUAUAACUUACCACUGUAAAAAUAGUGUAGCAUACUUUGACUCUGAACGGAAAACAUAUAGGAAAGGUAUGAAACUUUUAACAUGGAAUGAUGCUGAAUUAACACCACGUGGAAAUCAACGACUUAGAUAUGAGAUGAUAAUGGAUGAAUGCAAGUUACAUGGUGAAGAAUGGGGCAAAACUAUAAUCUCGUAUGAAACUGAUAAACCUGUAAGGUUGCCAAUAAUAGAUGUUGCUUUACGAGACAUUGGAAAACCUGAACAAAGUUUUUACAUAGAAAUUGGCCUUGUUUGUUACGAAUAA
Messenger RNA from Dufourea novaeangliae, 4512 nucleotides. Its product is annotated as fibril-forming collagen alpha chain-like. Gene Ontology annotation, molecular function: extracellular matrix structural constituent. Lineage: Eukaryota; Metazoa; Arthropoda; Insecta; Hymenoptera; Halictidae. The record is from RefSeq and is a predicted model, not a curated record.